Penaeus monodon (black tiger shrimp) is the source of this 956-nucleotide messenger RNA. RefSeq lists its product as uncharacterized. The record is from RefSeq and is a predicted model, not a curated record. The transcript is spliced from 2 exons. Bases 16 to 660 code for a protein of 214 amino acids. NCBI's taxonomy places the organism in Eukaryota, Metazoa, Arthropoda, Malacostraca, Decapoda, Penaeidae.
UCUUACAGUUCGCCAAUGGUGCUAUUAUUUGCAGAAUGUAAAGCAAGACAUGGUGUAGCACUAACGAGUCUGGAACCGGUAGUUGAUUGGGGGACCAGACCUCCAUCAGAAAAGGGGUUUCGAAAUAUUCAAAUGAAACGUUUAAUUCCUAACGCUAUUUCCCUCCUCUCCAGUUUUGAUUUGAAGUAUAGCAAAUUAAUAUUAUGUAUCCUUUCCUUGGUAUCUCCCCGCUUCGAAGUGUCCAGGGAAAGUGAAAAAGGGGCACAUGAUAUGAAGAAAGGGAACUGGCAACUUAGGAUCGUAAGGGUUAACUGCCCGUCUCCCUGGAUGGUGAUGUAUAUAAACAGCAAACCUCGUCCUGUGGUUGUUAUUCUACAGAUCUGUCAGCAGAAUCAGCUCAGACUAUACAAAGAGAAGAUGCUGAAACUCGUGCUCCUCUUGUGUGUGCUGAGCCUGGCAGUGGCGAUGCCCCAAUUAAACUGGGAUUUCAACACAGGCCUCAACCUACCGGGAGGCUUCGGUGCCAACGUCAACGCAGGGGCAUCCUAUAACAACCAUCCUUGGGGACCGUACGGAAACGUUGGCGCCGGAGCAAACGUUAACACGCCCUUCGGAAACGUUGGUGGCUCUACCGGCUUCUACCUCCCGGGAAGACGCUAAGUAGGUACUAAAGAGUAACUAUAACUACUGCUACACGAUCAUGAACAACCGCCGACUAACCUUGUUAAGGACUACCGACACUAUCAACUACCCACGAGUACCAGCCACUUGAAAGCGCUAGCGUAGAAGACCACUUAGAAGCUUUGAAGUGCCAAGAAGUGCUCUCUCUUCAAGCACUAAGUAGCUACAAGCACUACCCACCUAGCAGUACUUUAGCAGGGCAUUGAUCACUUAUUAACGCUGACUACGUUAAACACUGAUUACCCCCCCCCCAAAAAAAAAAAAAAAAAAAAAAA